AUGCACCCACCGGGCCAUCUCUCUAUCACGCGCUCCCACUCUCGCCCCUCUCACUCUUCCCCCCUCGCCCCUGCUCCGCCUCCACUGCCCUCUACCGCGCUAAACCCCUUCACUGGGAUCUGCCGCGCUAAACCCCGUCUCCCGCCGUCCCCCUCCCCCCCUCAGCUCCCCAAACUCCGCCCAGCCCAGUCCGCCAGCUUCCGUGGCGGCAUGGAGGUGGCGGGCCCGCGGCGGGCAGGCGUUCGGCGAGUGGAAGAGGGGGAUCGCGUGGUGGUGUACGAGGCGCGGGACGCCAUGCGCAUCGCCACCGUCACGCCCAGCCGCUCCCUGCAGAACCGGUCAGACCCACCGUGGCGCGCGAAGGGAGGGGGGAGGGGGGAAGGGGGGGAGGGGGGGGCGGGGUUGGGGGUGGUGACGCGCGGGAGGGUGGCACGCGGGAGGGUGGCGCGCGGGAGGGUGGUGCAAGGGAGGGUGGCGCGCGGGAGGUUGGUGCAAGGGAGGGUGGCGCGCGGAGUGUGGUGCAAGGGAGGAUGGCGAGCGGGAAGGUGGUGCAAGGGAGGGUGGCGCGCGGGAGGGUGGUGCAAGGGAGGGUGGCGCACGGGGGGUUGGCGUAUGUGGGGGUGGCGCACGUGGGGGUGGCGCACGUGGGGGUGGCGCACGUGGGGGUGGCGCAAGGGAGGGUGGUGCAGGAGCGGCGAGACAUGGCCGUGGGGCAAAGGGCAGUUGGCGGGGCCUGUCUUUGGAGUGUUCCGGCACAGCGAGUGGGUGGGGCAGCCGGUGGGGUCGCGGAUGCGGGCGGCCAAGGGAGGCGGCUUCGUGCACCUGCUUGCACCCUCGCCCGCCCUCUGGACCAAGGUGCUACCGCACCGCACGCAGAUCCUCUACCUGCCGGACAUCGCGCUCAUCAUCGCCCGCCUGGCUGUCACGCCCGGCGCCACCGUGCUGGAGAGCGGCACCGGCAGCGGCAGCCUGUCGCACUCCCUCGCCCGCGCCGUGGCGCCCACCGGCCGCCUGCUCUCCUUCGACUUCCACCACGCCCGUGCGGAGCAAGCCCGGGCGGAGUUUGAAGCCAAUGGCAUAGCGGGCGUGGCCAGUGUGCAGGUCAGGGACAUCCAGGGCCUCGGCUUUCCCCCUCACCUGCAUGCCUCCGCGCACGCCGCCUUCCUGGACCUGCCCUGCCCCUGGCUCGCCCUGCCCUCCGCCGCUGCGUGCCUGCUGCCGGGCGGGCGGCUGUGCUCCUUCUCGCCCUGCAUGGAGCAGGUGCAGCGCUGCUCCCAAGCCAUGCGCGCCCAUGGCCUCACCGACAUUCGCACUGUGGAGCUGCUCAGCCGAAGCUACGAGGUGCGGGAGGAAGUCCUCACCGUGCCAACCCUGAAGCGAGCCUCGGAAGCUCCGAGCCUUGAGCCGCCAGGGGAGGGAGAGAAUGGGAGGGCCAGCGAGGGCGACGGGGGCCACCAGAGCGACAACCGGGCAGCGAAGCGCCGUCGCGAGGAGGGGGGCGGUGAGGAGGACGGUGGGAUGGAGCAGAGCACCGUGGUGGAGGGGAGACAAGACGGUGGUGCGACGGGAGAGGCAGGGGCAGUGGGCAGAGGGAGGAGGGAGAUGGGCAGGCGACAGAGGAGGGUGGUGGAGAGCAUGGGCGAGGAGAGGAGGUACGUGGCAGCGAGGCCAGUGGCGGAGAGCAAGGGGCACACGGGGUACCUCACCUUCGCCAUCAAGCCCGUGUGA
Molecule: messenger RNA, 1728 nt
Organism: Closterium sp. NIES-65
Lineage: Eukaryota; Viridiplantae; Streptophyta; Zygnematophyceae; Desmidiales; Closteriaceae
Source: the annotation of a GenBank genome assembly